UGCAACCCUAUAAGAAAAGGGUUUUUUUUCCUCUGCGUAGAGCAAUAAUGAAUGAUAUUGGAGGUUCGUUCUUUCUUGCUUUGACUUUGUAAGCCGUGGAUUGGUCAAAUUGAAUUUUCCUUCUUCUAGAGUUGUUGCAGAAAUGGAAGACACGGAGGAGUCGACGUCUGACUGUAGUAUAGAUUCUAGUAAACUACCGCCUAUGCCACCAUUGAUGAAGUCAAAGAGGAAUAUGGUCGUCCGAAGUCCUAGACAGUAUGGCCCAUCGUCUGUUCUGCCAUCGACUGAGAUAAACACUGCCGAAGAAAACGUGGAGGAGGCGUCACGUAGGAGACCCGCUUCAUUGGAAGACGGGGAAUUCAAGCGUCUUAUGCCCCCCGAGUAUACCAGACGCCUUAUUCUUGCCUCUCCUCCACCAUUGAUCAAAUUGAUGAAGAACACAGAAAUUUCAGCCAGUACUUCUGACAUUCCACCAGGCUUCAAAACGACAUUUCUAAACGCCCGCAAAAGGGACAGGAAUGCAGCAACGUCUGGUACAACGCCUGGAAUGGAAGUCGCGGAGAACUCCUCGUCAACCUUCAGCGGAUACGAGAAGCGAGUAUCGCCUGGGAAGCCGGUGCUCAAGGUUGGAAAGAAGGUCUUUUCGGCAGGCACAACGUCGGAUGUUGAAGAUUCUGCUGAUAGGAAAAACGAAACAUCUGAGCAACUCCAUGCUUAUGCCAUACCCGUUGACCGUAGUCAUCCUAUCGGGCUGGAUUCUGUCUCUUCUAAGGUUGUGGUUCAAAUUCUGGAUCAGGACCAGUGUUCUAAGGGUGAGUCAUCACACGCGUGUCCGUUGUGCCUAAAAGAGUUCAAGACAGCUUCUCACCUCCGUGAGCACGAACGUAUUCAUACUGGAGAGCGACCAUUCAAGUGUACUGUAUGCAGCAAGACGUUCACUCAAUCAAGCACCUUGUGUGUUCAUAAACGUACUCAUACCGGAGAGAGGCCGCACACAUGUGGGACAUGUGGCAAGUCGUUCAAGUCGUAUUGCCAUUUACGCCAGCAUGAACGUGUCCAUUCUGGAGAAAGACCUUUUAAAUGCAAGACAUGUGAAAGGUCAUUCACACGGCUAUCGUAUCUACGUGACCAUGAACAUACACAUACAGGAGAAUGUCCGUAUAUGUGCGGAGAGUGCGCAAAAGGUUUCUGGCAUUCUUCAAGCCUUCGCAGACACGAGCGUAAUCAUCACAUGCAUGAAAAUUAAUUUAACGACCCUCAAAAUCUUUAGUAACUGUUUCACUAUGCGCGCAAUGCAUUUCUUCUCUUCGUGUGUGUGUGUGUGUGUGUGUGUGUGUGUGCGUGCGUGUGUGUGUGCGUGUGUGUGUGUGCGUGUGUGUGUUUGUGUGUGUGCGUGUAUUCGUAGCACUCCAUGAUGCACCACCUUGGUCGUAUUCAAGCACGCGAUAGACCAUGAUAGUCCAGGAUUGCAUUCUGACGUGCAUUAUGCAGUUCUGCAUGUAUAUUUUGUGUUCUGGUCCAUAGUCUCGUCUUACUGUACAACGCACUAGUGCUGCAAGUAAUUAAAGCAGUUGUGAAUAAUCCUGGCAUUUCGUUUGGUCUGAAAAUGGAUUACUUUGAUCUGAUCGUAGAUAUUGUGCGAAGGGAUUGUUGAUUAUAAACUUGUAUCAUUCGGUGGUACUAUACCGG
Molecule: messenger RNA, 1689 nt
Organism: Sycon ciliatum
Lineage: Eukaryota; Metazoa; Porifera; Calcarea; Leucosolenida; Sycettidae
Product: zinc finger protein 3-like
Exons: 1
Coding region: 143-1246 (367 amino acids)
Source: RefSeq, a predicted model, not a curated record